Myzus persicae (green peach aphid) is the source of this 783-nucleotide messenger RNA. RefSeq names its product snake venom serine protease KN5-like. NCBI's taxonomy places the organism in Eukaryota, Metazoa, Arthropoda, Insecta, Hemiptera, Aphididae. The coding region runs from base 1 to 783 and encodes 260 amino acids. Gene Ontology annotation, biological process: proteolysis. The record is from RefSeq and is a predicted model, not a curated record. The transcript has 5 exons. Gene Ontology annotation, molecular function: serine-type endopeptidase activity.
AUGCAAAAAGUCUUGAUUGUUGUAUUCCUAUUGAUUAAAUAUAUAGUAGCAAAGACAGCAAUAAUAGAACCUAAAGUGUUAAACAAUGAAAACAAAGCGCUAGUAUCUCACGGACAAUUGUUUGAUAUCCAGAAAUAUCCAUUCAUGGUCUACUUUGAUUAUAAAAUAAAUUCUGGAAAACGUGGCAUGUGCACAGGCUCGUUGAUUUUACCACUAUUCGUAUUAACCGCGGCACAUUGCACAAACAAAGUUGAUAAGUAUGAUAUAGUGGUGUACCGAUAUAUUAACACAAGGAUAAAGUUUAAGAGAUAUGUUAAAACCAUUUAUCAACACGAAUCAUAUGAUCAUUAUACAGGAAAAAAUGAUAUUAGUUUAUUGAGGAUAGAAUAUCCGUUCAAGGAUGUGAGCCAUUAUAUAAAUAUUUCUGGCCAUCCUAAUGAAUUUAGUAAUGCAAAGAGCUUGAAUUGUAUAGGUAUUGGAUAUGGACAAACUGAAAAAUUGUUGCAUCGGGAAAAUGUUGGAUAUAUGACUAACUUAAAUAUAAUGUAUGGUCAUGAAAAGUGUUUGUUUCACCUUUUACCUAAAACAGAAUUCUCAUCGAAAAAAACUUUGUGUUCACAACCAAGUAUUCAUAAUCUAUGUCCUGGGGACAGCGGAGGACCAUUGAUAUGUAACGGAUAUUUAUAUGGAUUAGCUAACUUUGUGUACAAUGUACAUCAUCCAGAAGAAAAAUUGGAUAUCCGAUAUUACUUUAAAUGCGGGAAACCUAAAAAAACUGUCUGA